UCUCAGACAAGCACACAAACACACAGAAACAUGCAUUGGAAGGUCGCUGUAUUGGCGCUCAUUGCAAUGGCAGCGAUUGUCAAUGCAGAGCACCAACUCACGCAACCAGAGCCACCUGCAAUAACAUCAGCAGUCAUCCAUGAUAGUAUCAGUAGUAGUAGUAGCAGUUGCACUGGCAGUCGUCACAGUGAUGCACUCGUCCCGUCGCGAACGGAACAACUCGAAGCAGCUAGUAGUGCUCAGAUUGCGGCAGUCAGUCAGCCAAGUGCGCUCCUGCAGCUGCUUCAUGCGCAUGGCGUUACACACGCAACACUGCAAGACGCCGAGUCAUUGCUAGCAGGUCAAUCCAUCAGUCACGGGCGCUCUGAGCAUGCUUCGUCAAGUAGCAGCGACCAUCAUGCUGAAGUGCAUCAUCACCAACCAAGCUCACCGGGCGUGUAUCGUCCACUCUUACUCCUGUUGCAAUCGCUGGAAACUCUCCGCGAAACGGCUGGGACGAGCGCAGGCGUCCUCUUUGGCAUUCUCAUUGCCAUCGUCCCGCAAGUCUUUGUUGUCCUGCUCCUGAUUGUCUUCCCGACACUCACUCGCCAGAUGCCGUACCUGCUCAAGAAACCUCAAGUCCUUGUGAAACCUCCGGCGGAACACGCUCGCAUCACACAACUCCUGGAGCGAGCACCGACCAAAGAAUCUUGCAUCUGGCUGAAUGCGCUCGCCUCGCGUCUCUGGAUUGAGUUGCACCAGACCAAAAUCAAGCCGCUGUUCACCAAGCUCGUUCAGGACGAAUUGGAUGACUUGUUCAAGCUCCCCGCUGGUGGAUUUCUGAUCUCGGCCACCGUCGUCGAGUGCAACGGCCCGCCAAGCGCUCCUUCCUUCAGCAACAUGAGCAUCAUCCACCCCCAAGGCGAAGUUCCGUCAGUGAUGCUGGCUGCCGACAUUUCUGCACUGUCCGGAUUUCAAUUUGCCGUCAAACUGGCGGUGCGCUACCUCGAAGCGCCAAUCUAUGUGGCUUUGCAGUGUGAAAAGUUCGAGGCGCAGCUGCUGAUUGAGAUAUUCAAGCGCCCGGAAUCGAUGAUAUCCUAUGGAUUCUCCAGAAUGCCGCACCUCGAUCUCAAAAUCAACUCGUUCGUGCUGCAUCAACACACAGACAGCCUCCGGCGGCUCAUCUUUUCGCUAGUGAAGAAGAUGUUGACCAAGAAGUUUGUGCUUCCCAAUCUGAAAACACGGUGGAUGAAUCCGCAGGCGCCUCCGUUUAGGCAAGGAUAUUUGAUGCACUUUAUUCGCAAGAGCGAUCCAACUACAGAGAAAAUUCUUCCUGCAACCUGGAAGCGGGGCUGGGUGGUUUUGAAAUCCAAGUCGUUAACUAUUUUUGAAAAUCACUUGGUUCCGCGACCCUUCCUGACCGUUCCACUCGAAUGCAUCAGCUCCAAUGAAGUUGCUCUUUCAGAUUCACAAAGAUACUGCAUGGCUCUUGAAGCUGGUCCAAUUGGGUCUCUCUUUCUUGCAUCGCGCACUCCUGUGCUUGGCUGGCAAAUGGCCAUCAAUGAUGCUGUCAGCCGACUUCGUCAACAUCCGGUCAAGGUUCCCACUGCAGAAGAAAUAGUAGUAGAACUGCCACCAAAGACUGCAACCCUGUCCACUUCAACAGCCGUCGUGACUGGUUAUCCCACUCCCCCGCCUAUGGUGUCCACUGCGCACCCCAAAUUGGCAGCAACACCAAGUAUGAUGUCACAAGCGCGCGGUGCCAAGUCCGGACUGGGCACUGGCGCACAUCCACCGUCGAUAUUGAAGCACACAUGA
Capsaspora owczarzaki ATCC 30864 is the source of this 1797-nucleotide messenger RNA. RefSeq lists its product as hypothetical. The transcript is spliced from 12 exons. The record is from RefSeq and is a predicted model, not a curated record. Lineage: Eukaryota; Filasterea; Ministeriida; Capsasporidae. Gene Ontology annotation, cellular component: endoplasmic reticulum. Gene Ontology annotation, molecular function: lipid binding. Bases 31 to 1797 code for a protein of 588 amino acids.